Molecule: messenger RNA, 951 nt
Organism: Staurois parvus
Lineage: Eukaryota; Metazoa; Chordata; Amphibia; Anura; Ranidae
Source: the annotation of a GenBank genome assembly
AGGAACAGCAACAGAUUGUAUUACUUAACAAAUCAUAUUAACAGGUUUAUAUUUGCUGCCCUACAUAAAGCAACCUCUAAAACCAGUUCAUGGUCUGCUGCUAUAUGUUCAUUCAAUACAUUCCAGAGAAGCACCUUAUCCACCAUGGCCCAGACUUCAGAUGAUUGUGAGGAAACUGGAUUGUUCUCUCCUGAUCCUAAAGUGCAGGGAAUGACCACGCUUGACCACAGUGCCUUCAACAAAAUCAUACAAGUUCCUGUGAUCAAAGUAAAGAAGGAAGUUAUCCAUAUUGUCAUGAAAAAUCUUAAGCACAGGCUGAUGAAGAGGCCCAAUCUAAAAAGAGUCCUUGAUGACCCCAAUGAUGAGGACCAUAAAAAGAUUGUCCUUGACCCAUACAUGGUCACAUCGCAAGAUGCAUUUGAUGAACGGGACCAUCAGUUUUUCAGGAAGUUUCAGAUUAACCCUCAGAUUUUUCAGGCUGAUCUUCAAGUGACUUACGACAUUUUAAAGACUGACGAGAUCCUGAAGGCAGUUUUACCCAAAGGUCAGGAUGUCACAACUAGCUUCAGCCGUAUAGGACACAUUGCUCACAUGAAUCUCCGAGAUCACCAACUUCCUUAUAAGAACUUGAUUGGGCAAGUAAUCCUGGAUAAAAACCCCAGCAUCACCUCUGUGGUUAAUAAAAUCAACAUUAUUGACUCAACAUAUAGAAACUUUCAGAUGGAAGUGUUGGCUGGCGAGGAAAACAUGAUAACCAAGGUGAAAGAAAACAGUUUCACUUAUGAAUUUGAUUUUUCCAAAGUGUACUGGAAUUCAAGGCUUGGGACAGAGCAUGAUAGAAUUACUGGACUCUUAAAGAGCGGAGAUUUGGUGUUUGACGUGUUUGCAGGUGUAGGGCCCUUUGCUAUCCCUGCUGCUAAAAAAAACUGCAUUGUCUAUGCCAAUGACUUG